AUGCUUAUUGCUGUAGCUUCUAAAGAUGCUAUACUAAAUAAAAAAGUAAAGAUGCUUAUGCAUAAUGGCAAAUUAAAAACAUACACGAAGGGAUCAAUGGUGGAAAAUCCGGAUCAACUACAAGGAGUGACUAUUUUUAUUGAGAAAUUAAAGGAUGAUAUUGAAUUUAUUGAAUUAUCAGAAAAACUGAAUGAGAAAAAUUCGGUAUUAUAUUUAUACAGUAAAUGUUCAAUAGAAGCCUCAACCCAAUAG
Meloidogyne enterolobii is the source of this 252-nucleotide messenger RNA. Lineage: Eukaryota; Metazoa; Nematoda; Chromadorea; Rhabditida; Meloidogynidae. The record is from the annotation of a GenBank genome assembly.